AUGGUAACUACAGGACACAAUGUAACUACAGAACACAUGGUAACUACAGAACACAAUGUAACUACAGAAUCAAUGGUAACUACAGAACCCAUGGUACCUACAGGACACAAUGUAACUACAGAACCCAUGGUGACUGCAGAACACAAUGUAACUACAGAACACAUGGUGACUACAGGACACAAUGUAACCACUGAAUCAAUGGUAACUACAGGACACAAUGUAACUAAAGAAUCCAUGGUAACUACAGAACACAAUGUAACUACAGAAUCAAUGGUAACUACAGAACACAAUGUAACUACAGAACCCAUGGUAACUACAGAACACAAUGUAACUACAGAACACAUGGUGACUACAGGACACAAUGCAACUACAGAAUCAAUGGUAACUACAGGACACAAUGUAACUACAGAACCCAUGGUGACUACAGGACACAAUGCAACUACAGAAUCAAUGGUAACUACAGGACACAAUGUAACUACAGAACCCAUGGUAACUACAGGACACAAUGUAACUACAGAAUCAAUGGUAACUACAGAACCCAUGGUAACUACAGAACACAAUGUAACUACAGAAUCAAUGGCAACUACAGGACACAAUGUAACUACAGAAUCAAUGGUAACUACAGGACACAAUGUAACUACAGAACCCAUGGUAACUACAGGACACAAUGUAACUACAGAAUCCCAUGGUAACUUACAGAACACAAUGUAA
Messenger RNA from Saccoglossus kowalevskii, 711 nucleotides. RefSeq names its product 300 kDa antigen AG231-like. The record is from RefSeq and is a predicted model, not a curated record. NCBI's taxonomy places the organism in Eukaryota, Metazoa, Hemichordata, Enteropneusta, Harrimaniidae.